This is a messenger RNA of Oryza brachyantha (malo sina), 2165 nucleotides long. RefSeq lists its product as uncharacterized. The transcript has a single exon. NCBI's taxonomy places the organism in Eukaryota, Viridiplantae, Streptophyta, Magnoliopsida, Poales, Poaceae. The coding region runs from base 95 to 2017 and encodes 640 amino acids. The record is from RefSeq and is a predicted model, not a curated record.
CACCGAACCAGCUCACCCCCGCUUCGCUCUCUCCCGCUCAGAUCCGAGCCCUAACCCUAGGCUCAGAUCCGCCUCGCCGGCGCGGGCGGCGGCGAUGGCGUGCCUCGCGAUCUCCCUGCAGCCGGUGAACGGCCCCGACAUCCUCCUCCAGACGCGCUCCUGGUUCCCCGUCUCGCGCGCGCUCGCCGCCGUCUCCGCCUUCCGCCUCGCGCGCCUCCACCUCGCCCGCGGGAAGCAGCAGCUGCAGCAGUCAGCGUCCUCUGCGGCGGCUGCGGCCUCGCUCGACGCCAUCGGGGACGACCCCCUCGCGGCCGGGUCCGGGCAGCUCGUGGUCGGGGUGGAGUCGCAGUACCGCGUCGUGUACCGCCUCGUGAACUCCAUCUACGUUCUCGGCGUCACCACCUCCUCCGACCACGCGUCCCCCGCCGUGCACGCCUUCGCCGUCGCGGACGCCGUCAACCAGGCCGUCUCCGUCGUCGUCGCCGCCUGCCGCGGCGUCGAUGUCACACCGGACAAGGUGCACCGGAAGUACCCGGAGGUCUAUCUCGCCCUCGAUCUCGUCCUCCAUGGCGUCGGCUCCGUUCGCCUCUCCCAGAUUCUUGCCACCAUUCAUGGCGACAACCUUGCCCGCAUGGUGAACUCCUCUCCUGAUGCCGAGGCUCGUGCUCGCGGUGCUGAUCCCUGGCCUGCCGUCGAGCACCUCGCCCACGACCGUCAUGCCGCACGCGAUGGCUUCACGGGCGCCUCGUUCGAGCUACCCCAAGAGACACUUGCUGCCGGUGACGAGUUCUCUGCGUCUAACAUUGCGCCUGCAGCUGCUGCGGCUACCGGGGAUGAGGCUCCACCGGAGGAGGCAGCUCCUGCAGAGAAGGACCCAUUUGCAGCCAGCGAACUGGUUAACAAGCCUGAGGAAGCAUUGGUUGGUGGGUUCAAGAAGAACAAGGAGACUGCCAUUGUGGUUGCUGAUCCCGCAGCUGCACUUGCUGGGUUGGAGGUCACGACUUUACCACCAGCUGAGGCGACUAAGCCAACAUUUAUUGGAGUUGAAGGGUUUGAGGGUGACUAUGGUGGAAUUGAGUUCAGCAAUGAGGAGGCUUCACUGGCCGAGGCUUUUCAAGGGUUCAAUGCACCAUUUGGGGGUGGAUUAGAUGCAUCAGAGUUUGUUACCACCACAAAGAAGGACCAUAAGGAUAAGAGCAUCACUGGUCUUGAGCUUUUGGCCACUAGUGCUGGACAGGCAACAAAUGCAGCUGGUGGCACCCCGCUGGAGAACUUGUUGGUGACAAAGAGCACAGAGAUGACUGCCCCUGAGUUAUACAUCGUGGAGGAGAUCAAUGCAGAAUUUAAGGAGUCUAUUCUUGCUCGUGUUGGUUUAAAGGGUACAAUCUUUCUGCGAACAUUGCCACCAAAGAAGGUGGCUGGUAAGGAGACAGAGUUCUCAUUCCGUCUUGAGGGCACAUCUGGAAUGAAGAAGGCUGCAUUGCAGAGCGCUGUGUUGAGCAACCUCGAGAAUGGGAUGUUCCAUGUCCGGACACCACCGAAGGAGGAACCCAUCCCCAUCAUGAAGUACAGCUUUCUGCCCAAGCACUCACCUCUUCCUUUGAGGAUGCGCCUUGUGAAGCGACAUAGUGGAACAUUGCUUUCGGUGAUGAUUCAGUUCGCAUCAAACCCAAUGAUGCCACAGCCGCUGAGCAACGUUACAUUCAUUAUUAAGCUUCCCGUGGACCCAACUCUUCUAAAUGUUUCACCCAAGGCUGUGCUGAAUCGGGCAGAGAGGGAGCUCAGGUGGCACAUCCCAGACAUUCCCCUCAAAGGUCCUGCUGGACGGCUGAGGGCUCGGAUGCCAGUAGAUCAGGACUCAAAGGAUGGUGAGCUAGAGGUUGUCGGGAUGGUGAAGUUUGCUUACCAAGGGCCAUUUACAUUGUCUGGCAUCAAACUCUGCCCAGCCACUGAUGGCACGACUCAGUUUAAUGAGGCUGGCCACACUUUCUCCAGCGGGAGUUAUCUGUGCAUCUAAUUGGUACCUUCUUGUAUUGUAGUCGCUACUUUACCCUUGUUUUCUUUGGUUUGCUUCUAAAGCAGGUUGUGAAAUUCCUAUUGUAUGUAGUGACGCUUGUUUGUUUUUUUGAUGCUGGAAAUUACAUCAUGUUUUGAGUUGUCUAUUA